AUGGCCAAAAGAAAUGACUCGGCGAUUUUCAAGACUCUUUCAGAAAUACUAUAUGAUGUCGACUGUUCCCCAAUUAUAGAUGACGCUCAUUAUAGUUCUACCUGCUGGGCAAUUACGAAGUAUGGACACCGCUGCGGAAAUCGGAUUCGCUACCGUGAAGAGGAUAAGCUAUUCCGCAGGCUUUGGUCCAAAUUAAAAACCAUAACAGAAUGCCCCGAUACCGAUGAUUUUUAUGAUCAGUUGGAGACUUUUGUUGCUCUUACCCACUGCAAAAGGCACCAUCGCGAUAGAGCCCUCAAUGCUUUUACUGCGUGGAAGGCAAAACGGCAAGCUGCUUUGGACUCACCGCCAUUCCCAUCAUCAGCAAAUGAGACGUCGAAUAAUCAACAGGAUGAUAAUUCUUCCAACAUUCUCCAUGACAGGACCAGCAUAUAUUUUGCCGACUCUAUAUCGAUCGAAGAUGAGGCUGAAGAGGAAACUUCCACUUCAUCUGAUGAUUCAGACGAGAGUAGUCAUCCGGACAAGAUUAUUGUUAAUGACCAUAUGAGCGAGCUUGUUGAGCGGGCAGCUAUUGAUAAAGAGUCAUUUCCGCAUUCGGACGAGAGUUCUGAUCAUGGAGAGCGUACUGAUUUGGGUGACAAUGCUAGUGAUUACAGAGCGGAUGAGCGGCGUCAGAGUUACACUAAACUUGAGAUUGAAGAAGCGGCGAGAAAGUCUCUGACUUUGAAGGAACAAAAGUCGGUAAGGGAGCUGGAACAAAAAUUGGAACAAAAGGCAUAUCGCGUGCACUCUUUAUUUGGAGAGUUAACCAAGGCUUUGGAUAUAUCGUUCGAACAAGCGGUCGCGUCCCAAGAGAAAGUAGGCGAUAGCCCUACGGACGAAACUUUUGGGAAGUCUCUUGAUAUGACUCAAGAGGUACAAACAAAUAUCAUCGCGCCUCCUCCCACGGACUCGGGAUACGGUUCCACAUCUGCGACAGAGAGCAAACCCGGCUUGUCCAUGCGGCAUACGGAUGUAGAGCAGCCAACACAAGCGACACUCGAUCAGGACAUGGAUGAUACAGCUACUGAAUAUUCAGAUGAAUCUCGAAGCACGUUUUCGAAGAAGCAAGGCUUCGUACGGGAACUAGCAAUUGAGCUUUUCAAAGCCGUUAGCUCAUCAAAUGCAACCGAAAUAAUUCCAGCAAGAGUCUCGACCAUUCUGCCUGAGCUGCUUCAGGCGUUUGCGUUGAAAGUUGGUUAUGGUGCCAAAACGCAAAUGCAUCGAGAUGUAAUGGCUUUUGUGUACAGGUACAGGCGUGACAUUGCGACAGAGUUUACCGAUAUGAGUUUCAAGAAAGACUUGGAUGAUUCCACAGAAGACAAGCGCACGGCAGAGGGAAUGAGCUGGCAAGAUCGUACGAGUCUUUGGUUCGAAAAGACUUCGUUCGAGGCGUCGCCGGAAGAGCCCGCACAAUUAGCAGUAGGGGAUGGUGAAGCUGUCGACGAAAAUUUAGCAGACGAGGAUGAAGAAUUGCCGGACAGCUGGCUUACUGCCUACCAAACGUUUCUUACAAGCAACAGCGAAUACGAAGAGCUCCUCGCUCGAUUGCAGAGAGAAUUUCACCUAGUUCCAGCAAAGCCGAAUAUUAUGGGGGAGAUCCGAAAAACGAUUAUGUCUUCGCUCCCAUCGCCUCAGAAAAUGAGCAGGAAGAUAUCACCACCAAGCUGCCGCGCUUGGUUUCAAGUCAACUGGGACAUAGUCGAUUUUUUCACUACUCAGGGUUAUGUGAAAGAGCCGUACGAUGCAUUUGAGGGUGUUAUUACUAUUACUGGGACUUGCCAAGAUGCCCAAGCUGCAACCUACUCCGAAGGUUCAGCAGGAGUGCAUCAUCCUGUGACACAUUCGAGGCUCCCCAAGCCCCAUCCAAACUGUGCUCUCUAUGGGGUGAGAGCUCUAGAAGGAAAGCUAAUUCUGAAUGGCCCGGAGUUCGUCAUUGGGGCCAAGGACACACCAGAACAUAUCCCUCGCAAAGGUAACAUUCGGAGACUAAAAUGGAUGUCCACCAAGUUUGUUCUCUUAUGGGAUGAACGCGACAAACGGGGCUGGCUAAUUAAUGGUACGACUGCUCUCUUGCACAUUGUACGAGCUUUCUUGUCCCACGCAAAAGAAGACAACUUCAAAUCUGCCUUUCAGUUCAAUGACGAGGAUCUCCAAGAGGCGAAAGUCCCCUUUACAGCUGAUUCCGCCAUUGCUGUGCUUCUCAACCCUGCAAACAGGCGCCUUAAGCUAUAUGAAGAAGACGAAGGCGACGACGACGAGUAUCUUUUGAAGACCCAAAUUGACCAUUUUUACAAUAUCUUGGAGCAGCUUAUGGAAUACCAGGCAGAUAUUGCCGGACUCAAUGGCUCUAAACUGGGUAACAGCCCACGAAAAUUUCUCGAAGGGUGGGACUUUGAAGACAUGGCGAAAGAAUGUCCCACCAUAUAUCCACGGGUGGCUACUAUAGGGGACGCUGGAAAAGGAUGGGUGGAUUUUGUAAGGGCUAUUCAUGCUGUUACAAUAGUCGGUCGAGGUUUUGGGGAUAUUAUUAGGCCCACUGGCCGAGACCAUUGCGAUUCUUGGGCCACGCUACCGACGAAGCGAUAUUAUAUCGCAAGCUGUGUUUCUGACUUGGACCGUCUUUUGAAGGAAGCUGGUAGUCAUCAAGAUGGUCAUGAGUUGCUCUGCGAUAACUUGAUAUAUCAUGCUCCAGCAUCCGUUUAUCGGCCCUGUCAGUGCAGAGUUACUCCAGGGCGGAAGCAUUGUGAGCCUGUUCGAACGCUGAUUCCAUCGGCAAUGUCGACUGCUAUACCUUUCAGAAAAAGUGCUACUAAACUUCAAGAACUGGGGGCAGUCAUUCUGGGGUAUAGUUCCCAUUUCCCGUUGAUCUGGGGAGACACUGGUCCUCCCGAACGAGGUGAACUCCCCGAAACGGAGCCUUCGCCCAAGACAAUUGAAGAAGAUGUGGAUUCUGGCUUUGGCUCAAACACAACAGUGUCGGAAAUAGAGAACCACUCCUUUUUCCAACCAAAUUCGGAAACCGAAUCUUCGGUCAAGCCUGAAGAGCUUCAGUCCCCGGCAGCGAAGAAAGCCUUACCAAAUGUCACGAUUUCGAUUGAACAAAAGAUACAUACCCGAAACCAAUACACUGUAGGGAUCAUUUGUCCUCUACCAAAAGAGCUCAUGGCAGUCCGUGCCCUCUUUGACUACAGACAUCCUAAAUUGGCCACUAUUUCGGGAGACAGCAAUCAUUAUGCUCUUGGAAUCAUGGAGGGGCACUGGGUCGUUGCAACGUGUCUUCCGUCUGGCGAAUACGGCACGAAUGCAGCUGCAAGUGUAGCUUCUAGUAUGAUAUGCAAUUUCCCUUCAAUUCGGUUCUGCCUUCUGGUUGGUAUUGGUGGCGGCGUGCCUUCUGAGAAGAGAGACGUUCGCCUUGGUGAUGUGGUUGUCAGCCAGCCCACUGGCACCAACAGUGGCGUACUUCAGUACGACCUUGGAAAGGAGGAAGAUGGCGAUCGCUUUCGGCUGGUGGGUUCGUUACAACGCCCACCGCGCGUGUUAACCAAAGCCAUUGGCUUCCUGCGCUCAGAGCCACUGGCUGGCCGGUUGGAAAAAUGCCUUAGCAAGGUUAUAGACUGCCUGCCAACGUACAAGCACCCUGGUCAAGAAUUAGAUGUUCCAACUCAAGCUACCUGCGCGUCGUGUAACUCGUGGCAGUGGCUUCUUGGAUCUUGUUCUCACAUACGGCAGCGUCUUCCACGCACAACUACUAUGCCUACGAUUCACUACGGGCUCGUAGCAUCAGGAAACCGCGUCAUAAAAGACAAGGAGUUUCGCAACCGACUGGCACGGGAUCAUGACAUUCUGUGCUUUGAGAUGGAGGCUGCUGGGGUUAUUAAUACGGUAGACUGUCUGGUGAUCCGCGGCAUCUGCGAUUAUUGCGACGCUCAAAAGAACGAUGUCUGGCAAGAAUAUGCGGCUGCUGCAGCUGCGGCGUAUGCGAAGCUUUUGCUCGGAGUUGUUACCGAAGUAGAACAACAUGGCAAUGCGAGUUAA
This is a messenger RNA of Trichoderma gamsii, 4077 nucleotides long. RefSeq lists its product as hypothetical. The transcript is spliced from 3 exons. The coding region runs from base 1 to 4077 and encodes 1358 amino acids. Gene Ontology annotation, biological process: nucleoside metabolic process. Gene Ontology annotation, molecular function: catalytic activity. The record is from RefSeq and is a predicted model, not a curated record. NCBI's taxonomy places the organism in Eukaryota, Fungi, Ascomycota, Sordariomycetes, Hypocreales, Hypocreaceae.